Aspergillus candidus is the source of this 3253-nucleotide messenger RNA. Its product is annotated as DUF323 domain protein. The transcript is spliced from 7 exons. The record is from RefSeq and is a predicted model, not a curated record. The coding region runs from base 561 to 3116 and encodes 851 amino acids. NCBI's taxonomy places the organism in Eukaryota, Fungi, Ascomycota, Eurotiomycetes, Eurotiales, Aspergillaceae.
CGAGCAUCAUCCCAUCCGGACAGCCAACCAUCGUCACCGCAUGCGGCCAUCUCCCCUCCGCUCCGGAAUUCCACGGUACCUGGGUUGACAAAAUGAAUCCAGAACCUGGCAUGGGCUGUCAGGUCACUGCCAGAGUAUCCAUCUCCCCCUCAGUGAUCGUCCAAUCAAUCUCGGUCAUGGUGGGGUGCUGUUUGCAAACUGACACAGGAGGGCCCAAUCUCGUUCAUCCUCUCCUCUGCAACUUCCUUGCAGGACCAUACUUCUUGGUUAAUUUUAUUUUUUAUAUUUUUUAAAAAUACGAUUUACUUCACUGCAUACGCUAUAUGUGACCUGUCCUCUACCUCCAGACUACUCUCCACAUCCCCUUCGUGUUUAAUACAUUACCCCUCUUUCAACAUUCCCGAGGAAAGCGUUCUUUGCUUUUUGCGGCGCUCUGAUUGUUCCUAUAAAGAGCGCGACUAUAUUCACAUCCGGGCUGUCUUUUCUCGCCUGCGUUGUUACUUAUUUAGAAUUGACCCUUUCUAUUGUAAUUCGAUCUGAUUAUUCAAUUCUCAACCAAGAUGUCGCCAUUGGCGGUUCCGACAGGGACGGUCGAGAUUGUGAAUAUCCAUCAAAAUGACGUGGGGUAUUCCUUAGUGAACGAUAUCCGCAACGGUCUUAACCCCCCCGCCGGGUCCCCGCGUUCCAUGCCCACCAUGCUGCUGUACGACGCCCAAGGCCUGAAGCUGUUUGAGGAGAUUACCUACCAGGACGAAUACUACUUGACCAACGCCGAGAUUGAGGUGUUGGAGACCCAUGCCAAGAGGAUCGUCGAAUACAUCCCCAACAAGGCACAGAUACUUGAGCUAGGUAGUGGAAACCUCCGGAAAAUUGAGAUCUUGCUACGGGAGCUGGAACGCGUAGGCAAAGACGUGGACUACUACGCCCUGGACCUCUCCCUGUCGGAACUCCAGCGCACGUUCGCCGAGGUCUCCGUGGACCGCUACCAACAUGUUCGCUUGCACGGGCUACACGGAACUUACGACGAUGCCUUGGAGUGGCUGGGGCCCCCGGAGUCCCGGUCUCGUCCCGCGGUCAUCCUGUCGAUGGGGUCGUCGUUGGGCAAUUUCAGUCGUCCCGAGGCCGCGGGGUUUUUGGCGCAAUUCGCAAAGCUGCUAGGCCCCGCCGACCACAUGGCCAUCGGUCUGGAUUCGUGCGAGGACCCCGAUCGAGUUUAUAAAGCGUACAAUGACACCAAGGGCGUGACGCGACAGUUCUACGAGAAUGGGCUGGCGCAUGCGAACGCCGUCCUCGGACACGAGGCCUUCAAGCCGGGAGAGUGGGACGUGGUGACGGAGUAUGACCCUGUCGGGGGACGGCACCAGGCGUUUUACUCGCCCAAGAAGGACAUGGUCAUCGAGGGUGCUCAUCUGCGCAAGGGCGAAAGGCUGGUCUUCGAGGAGGCGUUCAAGUAUUCCGCGCAGCAGCGCGAAGAUUUGUGGCGCAGUGCGAACUUGGUUUUGGGUACGGAGUUUGGGAAUGGAUCCGGCGAGUACCAUAUCCACCUCUUGUCAUCCGCUGCGUUCCGCUUCCCGACCUCUGUGUCGGAGUAUGCCCCCAGCGCUGUACCCACCCUGAAAGAGUGGGAGUCCCUGUGGACGGCAUGGGAUGUGGCGACCAAAUCGAUGGUACCCCGAGAGGAACUUCUGUCCAAACCGAUCAAACUGCGAAACGCACUUAUCUUCUACCUUGGGCACAUUCCCACGUUUUUGGACAUCCACUUGACCCGUGCUCUCUCAGGGAAGCCCACCGAGCCCAGAUCUUACCAGCAGAUCUUUGAGCGGGGGAUCGACCCCGACGUAGACAACCCGGAACAGUGCCAUAAGCACAGUGAGAUUCCCGACGAGUGGCCGCCGCUGGGUGAGAUCCUGGACUACCAGAACCGCGUCCGGAGUCGCGUGAGGGCCGUCUGUCAACGGGACGACCUUGGGCAGAACCGGUCCUUGGGGGAGGCGCUGUGGAUCGGGUUCGAGCAUGAAGCCAUGCAUCUCGAAACAUUCCUCUACAUGCUGCUCCAGAGUGACAGAACGCUCGCCCCCGCUGGUGUCGAGCGGCCGGACUUUCAGCAGAUAUUCGACCACGCGCGGAAGCACGCCAAAGCGAACGAGUGGUUUACCGUUCCGGAACGGACGCUCGCCAUUGGGCUUGACGAUGACGGGAGCUCGGUUCCGCCAGUCUCAUUCGGGUGGGACAAUGAGAAGCCGGAGCGGACGGUCACCGUGGCGGCGUUUGAAGCGCGCGCGCAGCCCAUCACCAACAGCGACUAUUUCCAGUAUCUGCAGGCUAAUCCGCACCGCCGCCCGCCCGCGUCGUGGACCCUCGCCCAUACGGAUGGCCCGGAUUCGAUGUCCCGGUUCGCCGUCCGCACGCUGUUCGGGCCGGUUCCUCUGGAUCUCGCGCAGGACUGGCCGUUGAUCGCAUCGUAUGAGGAGCUUGACGGGUAUGCGCAGUCAGUGAAGUGUCGGAUUCCGACGAUGGAGGAAGUCCGGAGUAUUUACGUGCACGCGGCAGCAUUGCAGACAGAGGGGAGGGGACAUAUCAAUGGGACAGGAAAUGGGGAAGUCAACGGAACGGGAAUUAAGGAAGUCAACGGAAAUGGAUUCAAGGAAGUCAACGGGAAUGGAUUGAAGGAAGUCAACGGAAACGGAGUCCAUGGGAAUGGAAAUAGCCAUUCGAAGAUCAACCCCACCCGACCUCGGUCGCCGGACCACCAGCCUGUUCAACCCAUUUCGCGAGAGGGGCUGCCAGUGUACGUGGAACUCAACGGACACAACGUUGGAUUCCAGCACUGGCACCCUACCCCGGUGAUCGCGCAGGGCGAUCGACUGGCGGGACAGGGGGAUUUCGGAGGGGUGUGGGAGUGGACGAGCACGGCGUUGGCUGCGCAUGAGGGAUUCCGCGCGAUGGAGAUAUAUCCAGGAUAUACCUCGGACUUCUUCGACGGAAAGCACCACGUUGUCCUGGGUGGAUCAUGGGCGACGCACCCGCGGAUCGCCGGACGGAGCACAUUCGUGAACUGGUACCAAACCAACUAUCCUUACGCAUGGGCCGGGGGACGAUUAGUGCGGGACGUGUGAUUAGACACCACACCUACCUAGAUAGUCAACAUCAAGUUUGACCAGAGCUAUUUAUCCAUUCCCCGUUGUAGAAAGUAGAUUGUAGCAGAGUACCGUGGGACUUCUUCCCACGAGAGUAGUGAUCCACCAUCGUCAAC